AUGCCAGGGUACACACCCAUCACCGACAUCCGCUCGCCAGACUCCCGGCGCGGCUCCAGGUCGACGGAGCUCUCACGGGGCUCCGACCGCAGCGGCUCCGUGGCCUCCGCGCCGGGGUCCGUCGCGAGCACCACCUCGUCCUCCCGCGCGCAGCGGCGGCGCGAGAAGGUCACGCUGCAGGAGGUGGAGCAGACCCUCCUCAUCACACUCUUCUGGAAGUCCCUCGACGCGCAGUCCCGCACACCAGCCCUGGGCUGCCGCCGCGCGGGCGCCGUCCUCGCGCGCCUCGAGGACGUCGGGUGGCUCGAGGGCGCGUACGGGACGGACCCGCGGUGGGUCGCAUAUGUCGCGGGGAGGGCGGCGCGGAUCGACGGCUGGACGAGGGAGUUCCUCGCCUCGUGGCCCGGGCGCCGGGUCACGGUGCUGCACCUCGCGUGCGGGCUCGACAGCCGCGACAGGCGGGUGGGCCGGGACGGGGAGCUGGUGAGGUGGGUCGACGUGGACCGCCCGCUCGUCGCGAACCUGAGGGAGAGGCUGAUGAUGGGGGGCGCGGAAAACGUGGUGGACGAGGACGAGGACGAGGCGGACGGGGUCGGGCUGCGGCCGGUGGGGGAUUACUCGCUGCGCACGCUUAAUGUGACCGAGGGGAGGUGGUACAGCGACAUACCCGCGGACCGCCCGACGCUCGUCGUGGCCGAGGGCCUAUUUCCCUACCUCUCCCCCGGCGAGGCCGAGGCCGUCAUCCGGGGGCUGCUGGACUACUUCGGGCAGGGGCAGCUCGUCUUCGAUACCGUGGGCAGCCUGGCCGUGUCGCACACCAAGCGCGCCAACGUGCUCAAGCCCAGCGGGUCCAGGUUCCAGUGGGGGGUCGACGACGCGCGGGAGGUGCUUGGGUUCCACGAGAAGCUGAGGCUGAGGGAUGAGGUGCGGUGGUAUGAGUUUAUGGGCGUCAAGGGGGAGAUAUCGCGGGAGACUGCGCCGCCUUGGUUUGGCCCGAAGGCGAUGGCGGUGGCCCAGCUCACGUCGGCGUUCAAGGACAACGGCCAGGUGCUCAGGUUUGACUUCUGA
Molecule: messenger RNA, 1068 nt
Organism: Diaporthe citri
Lineage: Eukaryota; Fungi; Ascomycota; Sordariomycetes; Diaporthales; Diaporthaceae
Exons: 2
Coding region: 1-1068 (355 amino acids)
Biological process (GO): methylation
Molecular function (GO): methyltransferase activity
Source: RefSeq, a predicted model, not a curated record